Molecule: messenger RNA, 5328 nt
Organism: Vanessa atalanta (red admiral)
Lineage: Eukaryota; Metazoa; Arthropoda; Insecta; Lepidoptera; Nymphalidae
Gene: hpo
Product: serine/threonine-protein kinase hippo
Exons: 12
Coding region: 497-2119 (540 amino acids)
Biological process (GO): protein tetramerization; regulation of MAPK cascade; protein phosphorylation
Cellular component (GO): cytoplasm
Molecular function (GO): ATP binding; protein serine/threonine kinase activity
Source: RefSeq, a predicted model, not a curated record
AUUAUGACUUGGAAAGGAUACCAGAGUUUAUUUUGGGAUUUAACUUUUGUUAAUCGCUUUUAAAUGUUUGCAACGGACGUGCCAUUACGUAAAUAUACUUACGUUUAAACUAUUCUUCGUAAAAAUUGCGCGUCAUAUUCAUCGUGGAGAAUUUUGGAAUAAAUUGGUCUUUGAGUUUAGAUAGUGGUCGGACAUCGACUUUAUCGAACGAACAGUAUUAACUUCGUGCAGAAUGAAGUCAUGAAGUGUUUACUUAGUAAACGGGUUCAGAGCUGUAUUUGUAUGUGUUUGGAGUGUUCUGAUUAGACUAUCAUGCUUCGUAGAAUGCCGUGAUAUAUUUUACUUUUUUUUGCGAAAUAAUUCUACGUGAUUUUGUUACUGUGACGAUUGUGUUUUAAUAAUUUUCUAUAUAACUGUUUUGACGAAGAAAAUUUGUCAACAAUAUGAGUGGUUGAGAUGUGAUAAGAUGCAUUAGUCGUGAAGAUGCCGAUUCCUCAUGGACGAGGAGGGUAGGCUCGUGUUUUGGAAGGGUGGCAUGUGGGAAGGGGGUGCCCCGACCCUCAGUUGUAAUACCUGUAAGAAGAGACGCUCUGAAAGAAUGGACGCCAACGAACGCCCUCAGGGCGAGCUCAAGAAACUAUCAGAGGAGAGUCUGACGCGGCAGCCUGAAGAGGUCUUUGACAUCAUCUGCAAACUUGGAGAAGGAUCAUAUGGCAGCGUUUACAAGGCAUUACACAAAGAGAGCGGGCAGGUGCUGGCCAUCAAGCAGGUGCCCGUCGACACGGAUCUGCAGGAGAUCAUCAAGGAGAUCUCCAUCAUGCAACAGUGCGACAGUCCCUACGUUGUCAAAUAUUAUGGCAGUUAUUUCAAGAACACGGACUUGUGGAUCGUAAUGGAAUACUGCGGCGCGGGUUCCGUGUCAGAUAUAAUGCGACUGAGGAAGAAGACGCUCUCCGAAGACGAGAUAGCCACCAUCCUGUGCGACACGCUCAAGGGCCUGGAGUACUUGCACCGGAGACGGAAGAUACACAGAGACAUCAAAGCGGGGAACAUAUUGCUCAAUACUGAAGGUCACGCUAAAUUAGCAGAUUUUGGAGUCGCUGGACAGUUGACAGAUACAAUGGCAAAGCGGAAUACAGUAAUUGGGACGCCAUUCUGGAUGGCGCCGGAAGUGAUACAAGAGAUCGGUUACGACUGUGUCGCGGACAUCUGGUCACUUGGCAUCACUGCCCUAGAGAUGGCGGAAGGGAAACCUCCGUACGGAGACAUACACCCGAUGAGGGCGAUAUUUAUGAUACCCACUAAACCUCCGCCGUCCUUUAGAGAGCCGGACCAGUGGUCGCCCGAGUUCAUCGACUUCGUCAGUCAGUGCCUCAUUAAGAACCCCGAGGAGCGAGCGACGGCUGAGUUUUUGUUAGCACACGAAUUUAUAGGCAACGCGAAGCAGGCCAGCAUCCUGAGCAGCAUGAUCGCGGAGGCGCGCGAGAUCCGCGAGACGCAGGCCUUCCGCGCCGCCACGCAGGCGCCGCCCGCCAAGGCCUUCGCGCCCGGCGGAGACGACUACAGCGAGGCCACGAUGAAGGCUCGCUCCUCGAGAGAAGCCACGCUGGUGCCCAGAGACGCGUCACUGGAGCUGGCCGCUGACUUAGGCACUAUGGUCAUUAACGACCACGACCUGGCGACCAUGAAACGGCACGACACCGACCCCAUGGACACGAACAGGCCGAAAUACAGGCCGCUGUUCUUGGAGCAUUUCGAGAAGAAGGAGGUCAAUCACCUCGGCAUGGCCGCCACCAACGGCACUCUCACCGGACCCCUCAGACUGUCGGACGAAGAGAGGGCGGCGCCGGCGGACGGCGCGCCGCUGCAGCGCGCGCUGCUGGACGACGGGAACUUCGAAUUCGUAAGUCAACUGCACGUCGUCACUCUGCUCGCGCUGCGGCCCCCUGUCGUUCCUGUCGGAGGGGGAGCUGGAGGCGUGCAUGGCGCGCCUGGACGCCGAGAUGGAGGCGGAGAUCGAGCGCCUGCACCAGCGCUACGAGCGCAAGCGCCGCCCCAUCCUCGACGCCAUCUCGCUCAAGCGCAAGCGCCAGCAGAACUUCUAGCCGCCACGCUGUGAGCGCGAGGUACCGCCGCGCCGCCGCCGCGCCGCCGCAGGAAUCCCGGCGUCUCGACGGCCCCGCUGCCCGCGAAUGGCCAAUUUCGAGAAUCUUCUUAUUUAACAUGCCUUGAAAUAGUUCACAAAUUAGCGCUAAUCACCAAAUGUAAUGAAUCCUGAAUCGGCCCGUGAUUGUGAUUUAUUGAAAAAUUACAAAGAUCUUUUUUAGUUUUUACCGGUAACGAUGAAAAAGGGCCUCGUAGAUUUUGGUUCAUUAGAACUGAAUUUAAUAAGUACGCAUCAAAUGAUUGAAAAAAUAUACUUAUUUAAUAGUACGUUUUCAAAAAAAAAACAAUUCAGUAUAGAUUGAAUAAAUAUUUCUUGUUUCAUACAGAGUGCUAAAAAUUGCAAUGUUCUUGUAACAUUGAACAUUAUGUAAAAUCAAACAAUUGUUUAUUCAAGUAGGCUCGUACGAGCACUUCUGAAGCUUAAUUUUACAAGGUUAAGUUUAAUGUCAAGCUUUAUAUGGCUUACGCUAAAGAGCUGGGCGAUAUAUUUUCUGCAAACUGUGAUUUUUAAAACAUCAUUACACCUCAAUAACGCUAUUGUGAUCUGUAGAUACGUACAAUGAUGCAUUUCGUUAACAAUUAUUUCAAUAUUCAAUCGAGAAAUAGUUUCAUGUGAGAAGCAGUGUUUCGGUUAAAUUUCAAACAAAACUUUUAUGAUUGGCCUAAUAUUUAUAAAAUUUCUAUCAAUUGGAACUUUUAGAUUUAGUCAAAUAAUAACCGGGUGCUUUGAAGGAGUAGAGGUGCCAAAUCGCUCAUGCAACCGCUAAAACUUGUUCCUAAUCUCAUUCAUCACUCAUUCGUAUCACGGCUUAAGCAUUUAAUUGAAAUAUUUCGGCCAAAUAUUGAAUAUUUGUAAUUUUCUCCGUAGAUUUAACGCGUUUGUGCGCGUGAUGCGUAGAACUCGUUGCAGAUGUUGGGGAACUAUCCUCCUGUAGAUAUAGUUUAGAUUAAGCUGUUAUCUUAGCUUAGAGAGUAGACUCUGAACUCGUACGUAAGGAUGCCGAGACAUAUCCGCGCAGUUUGCGGCCUGCGUAGUCCCGCUAGAUGGCGUUGAACGGUUUUGUAUUACUUGGACAGCACAAAUACUUCAUAUUUUUUAUAAUAGAUAAAAUUAACUCGUUAUAUGUACACAAGCGUUUUACCUGUGAAUAUUGACCUGAUUUAUACAUAUUAGAAAAGUCCUCUAGCGGGAACUUAAGAGUAUUUUCAUUGUGUGACAAAACCCCUUAUAAGAAUAUACGUAUACUAAUUUUGUAUAGAUAUAGUAUAUUGUAAUUAAUUCAUGACAAUAUUGUGUAUGUAGAUAUUAUUUUUUUUGAGGAUUCAUUUAAUUUCCGAAGGUGAAGUGUUUGUUUUGUAUUCAAUAACGUCGUCGUUUAGUUAAUUUAGUUCCUCGUUUGGAUCUCAGGCGUGUCAUCUCAAUUGUAUUAUACGUGUAAUUCUAUCUUAGAUAUAUUCACUCUUGUACAUUGUAGCGGGUUGUGAGAUUCGACAGAUAUAUUUCCAAAUUUAUAUGCAAAGGUAACUGUGUACUUUGCGUUAGUUUAACGGUUUGACAAAUGCUAUAUUUUAAUAAUUAGAUUUGUAAAAAUGUUCUUGUAGAGAAAAAGUUUUAAUGACAGAUAGGGUGACUGACCCGCGGAAUGGGGAUCGAGCCGUUGGAGGGACGUUGAUUGUUUGAAAUGUUAAAUCUUUGUGAUAAAUUUGAUGUUUAUCAAGUUCUAAACCCUCCCUCCCUCCUACACCCCGUGCCCCUCUCCCCGCCUGUACAGAUCAUAUUUUGCUAAAUGAAUAAUCUUCGAUGAGAUAUUGAGAAGUUACAAAUUUUUAGAAGUGCCAUUAAGUGUAAUAUAAUAGUAUUUUCGUACAUUCGAGCAAUAGAUUUAAAAUUUAGAGUGUUUUAUCUAUGGAGCGAUGGGAAGGUAAUCAAUGUGUUCGGCGUGCCAUUUGCGAUUGAAAUUUUCAUUUGAAAUUUUUCGCUUAUGUAUAUUGUAAGUUUUGAAAAUUGUUUCGUCCUGAUUUAUUGGCGAAAUAUUUAUUGUGAAAGGCGAUAUUGGUCAGCAGAAUAUCGGUGUAUUCGAUGAAUUUAUCAAUCUAUUUGGCUUUUGUUCGAAAUGUUAAGUGGUGCUAUUUUUGUUGCUACAUUCGACAUUUUUUCUUAUUUAUAUUUUGUGUCUGUUUAAACUCCAAUGAGUUGGAUAUUGCCAUGAAAUUGAAAUAUUCAUAUGUUUACUUAAAUUUUCGUUUAAUAUAAAGAUAUUAUUACUGUUGCCAUUAAUGGCGUUAUUAUAGAAAGAUACUUUGAAAACUUUGGCGUAUUUUGCUGGCCAUGAGUCUAAAAUUGGCCUACACAUACAUUAGAUAAACAUUUUCUCUAAAAAUUGUACAGGGUAACAAUUGUAAUACGUGUGUAAUUUUGCUAAAAGCGCAUUUCGCUUUUAUUUGCUCUUUAAGCGAUCAAACUGACGCUGUCGAAGGCAAUGGAAUGGGAACAUGGUUUGAUACUAAAUACUUUUAAAGGUUCGCGAUUUUGAACCUUAUCGCGAUAGAUGAUAAGGGUUAUCGGUAAAGGAUUGAGCUGUACGGAUUUCAGUAACGCGUCCAAUAGAGAGAAAAUUAAAUGAGUUUUGAUUUCAUCUAACAGUUUAUUUGUGAGUUUGUAAAUAUGUAAGAAUCCGUACAGCCGCAGCCGCCGGCGGAGGCCUCGCGUGGCGACCUUGCGACGAUCGUUUAUAUUCAAACAUGUUCCGAUGUAACUUUUAAUUCAUUUUUUUGAAAGUCACGAAAAAGUUUGCCUAAUUAUAGCGAAUGUGUGCCUGCAUCGAGCAAAACCAAUACUUACAUACAAGUUAAGGCGUUGUGAAAAUGUUAAUAAUGAAUAGAAAUGUUUGUAUUAUUAUUAAUUACUGUGGUUUCACUAAUGCGUUAUUUGUCGAGGAUUGUUCGACAUUGUGAAGUGUAAUCAAGAGUUUUUAAUAAUAAUAAUCCAUCAAUUCAAUGAUCGCUAGGUAACGUCGCCACGCGUACUGCCGCUUGUAAUUUGUCGUAGACGAGAAGUGCACUUUUGUAAUUCAGUAGCCAGUUGGAGUGUUGAUAGCUGUACGCAUUAUAUUUUUGGACGGAUGACUCACAGAUUAAAAAGGAUAAAUUAUAAACACGUUA